UCAUGUUAUAAUGGUAUUAUCUUCUGUUAUGAAUUUCUAACGUUAUUCGUUGCUUCUGUACAUUCUGUGACCGCAGCACUACUACUGCAAAUGCCAUAAGAAGAUGAUUGGUUUUCAUAAAGGUCAUUGCGCGUUGGGAGUUCUUUCUAUCACACUUGCUUGGACUUGUAUGUGGUUCUGGUUAAACUGAUCGUUGAUGGCUGUUUCUGCUCGGAUUUACUGUCCACCGGCUGAUCAAGGGGGAUCGAUCCGCCUGAUUCACCCUUUCCAGCAUCUACAGGAAAGAGGACGACCUCGGGACGCGAGAGUGGCUGGUGGUUUUGGACCUGGACUGUUGUGAAGAUUCGGCUUUCAUAUCUGGACCUGGAUUAUAAAGCCCGUUCCCUGGAAAUCGUCCGCGUCUUGUGUCCUAUAUGCCUGCGUGAGGGUUUCGCAGGCAGGGAUGCAGUUGAAUCGACCCAAGAGCGCGCAUCUCAUCAGCUCCAGUCCGCACAAUUCAUCCUCCUAUUCCAGCCAGUUCAAAAGCAUGCGCUUCUCAUACCACAUCAGCAGCGGUUUACCCAGUCCACAGCCUGCCCUGCGCAGAUCAGGCCUGUCCACCACCAGUCCACGGCUUCUAACCAAGAGUCUGUCCCUUGAGCCAGGCCCCUGCCUCGGAGCCCACGAGACCCCACAGCGACUCUGCUCUGACCCUGGACCCCUGGAAGCACAGCACUGCAAUGGCACAAGUGAGAACGGACCUCAGGACGUCCCGCCUCCACCCCCUAAAACACGCCCACCUUUACCUGGGCCAAAGCCUCAAGUGCCCCCGAAACCCCCGUCCUCUCGCUCAUCGAGAAGUUUGAGAGAGAAUAUAGCUGACGAGGAUCGGGUCGGUCACGAGAGGGAGAUUUGCCCCUGCAGUCCAGGGCCCGGGCUUCCUUGCGGCUAUGCCGAGGGGCCCGAAGGAGAGGGGGCCAGCGGUGUGGAGGGCGGCAGAGAUUCCGAGGGAGACAGUGAUAUGGAGGAGGGCAGCGGGGAUGAGAGUGAGAUGAACCCCAUGGCCCUUCAACCUCUGCCUAAAGCUGAACGACAGGACUCCACUGAGCUGUCAGUCCAGCAGCGGGUGUUUAACAUUGCUAAUGAGCUGCUGCAUACAGAGAAGGCUUACGUGUCCAGACUGCACCUCCUGGACCAGGUGUUCUGCGCCCAGCUGAUGGAGGAGGCCCGAGCUCGCAACUCCUUCCCCUGUGAGGUGGUCAUGGGCAUCUUCUCCAACAUCUGCUCCAUCUACUGCUUCCACCAGCAGUUCCUGCUGCCCGCGCUGGAGAAACGCAUGGAGGAAUGGGAUCUGAACCCCCGCAUCGGGGACAUCCUGCAGAAACUGGCGCCUUUCCUGAAGAUGUACGGCGAGUACGUGAAAAAUUUUGACCGGGCCAUGGAGCUGGUGAACACCUGGAUGCAGCGCUCCUCUCAGUUCAAAGCCAUCAUUCACAACAUCCAGAAAGAGGAGAUGUGUGGGAAUCUUACCCUACAGCACCACAUGUUGGAGCCUGUGCAGAGGAUCCCUCGCUACGAGCUCCUGCUCAAAGACUAUCUGCACCGCCUGCCAGAGGACGCGGACGACUUCAAAGACGCUCAGAAAUCUCUGGAGCUGAUCGCCACAGCGGCAGAACAUUCAAACGCUGCCAUCAGGAAAAUGGAGCGCAUGAGAAAGCUGUUGAAAGUGUACGAGUUGCUCGGUGGAGAAGAGGACAUUGUUAACCCGACUAAUGAGCUCAUUAAAGAGGGACACAUCCUGAAACUGUCAGCUAAAAACGGGACAUCACAGGAUAGAUACCUCAUUCUGUUCAAUGACAGGCUGUUGUACUGCGUUCCCAAACUGAGGCUGAUUGGACAGAAGUUUGGAGUGCGAGCGCGGAUUGACGUUGACGGCAUGGAGCUGAAGGAGACCAGCAGCAUGAACGUACCGCGAACAUUUCUGGUGUCGGGAAAACAACGUUCACUAGAACUGCAAGCAAGGACGGAAGAGGAGAAGAGAGACUGGAUUCAGGCGAUCCAGGCCACUAUACAGAGACAUGAACAGACGCUGGAGACCUUCCGCAUGCUCAACUGCUCGUUUCGGGAGGAGGACUUCACUCCUCCAAACUCUCCGAAUUGCACAGAGCUUGGAAAGCGAGCGCCCACUCCAAUCCGGGAGAAAGAGGUCACGCUGUGCAUGAAGUGUCAGGAGCCUUUCAACUCUAUUACCAAAAGACGGCAUCACUGCAAAGCCUGUGGACAUGUGGUGUGUGGGAAGUGUUCGGAGUUCCGUGCCCGUCUGUUGUACGAUAACAACCGAGCCAACCGCGUGUGUAUAGACUGCUACACCACGCUAGAUGUCAAAGCCCAGCGCAGUAUUCCCCUCAUCGGCUUCGAGGUGUCCUUACCCGAAUCAAGUGACCGUCUAGAACGCCGCAAUGCCUUCAAAAUGAGCCAGAGUCAUUUGACCGUUUACUUCAGUGCCGACUGUGAGGAACUGCAGCGACGUUGGAUGGAGGUCUUAUCGAGAGCCGGCAGGGGUGAGGAGCUGCAGUCAAACGGGCCGAUAUCCGAGGCCCUCGAGGAAGAAGGGGAGGAGCCAGUACCUACGGGAGAAAGCACAUGA
Molecule: messenger RNA, 2626 nt
Organism: Sinocyclocheilus rhinocerous
Lineage: Eukaryota; Metazoa; Chordata; Actinopteri; Cypriniformes; Cyprinidae
Product: FYVE, RhoGEF and PH domain-containing protein 1-like
Exons: 16
Coding region: 443-2626 (727 amino acids)
Biological process (GO): filopodium assembly; cytoskeleton organization
Cellular component (GO): cytoplasm
Molecular function (GO): metal ion binding; guanyl-nucleotide exchange factor activity
Source: RefSeq, a predicted model, not a curated record